GGAGCCUCUGAGCCCCGGGCCGCGCUAUCGGUGGUCACAGCGCCGGCAAGGAAGUGACGGGGGCGGCGCGGGGCCCAGACACUCCCCGCCGAGGGCCGCCUGCCAUGGACUCGGAGUAUUACAGCGGCGACCAGUCAGCAGAUGAUGGUGGCGCUACCCCAGUACAGGAUGAACGGGAUUCAGGGUCAGACGUUGAGGAUGAUGUAAAUGAGCAGCACUCUGGAUCAGACACUGGAAGUGUAGAACGUCAUUCAGAGAAUGAACCUAGUGAUCGAGAAGAUAGCCUCAACAAAAGACAUCAGGUGACAGACUCUGACAAUGAUGACCCCUCAAAUCUUAAUGCCAGUGACUCUGAAAGUGAGGAACUCCAGAGACAAAAGGACAGUGACUCUGAAUCUGAAGAGCAUGCAGAGCCUCCUGCCAGUGAUUCUGAAAAUGAAGAUGUCAAUCACCAUGGGAGUGACUCCGAAAGUGAGGAGACCAGGAAAUUACCUGUGAGUGACUCUGAAAAUGAGGAACUGCAUAAUGGGCAUGCAAGUGACUCAGAAAAUGAAGAUGUUAGGAAGCCUCCUGCCAGUGAUUCAGAAGUUGAAGAGCUCCCCAAAAGUCCUGUCACUGACUCGGAAACAGAAGGUGCUCCCAAACCUCAAGUCAGUGACUCAGAGAGUGAGGAACCUCCGAGGCACCAAGCCAGUGACUCUGAAAAUGAAGAGCUCCCUAAACCUCGAAUUAGUGAUUCUGAAAGUGAGGAGCUUCCCAAGCCUCGGAUCAGUGACUCAGAAAGUGAGGAACCUCAGAGGACUCAGGCCAGUGACUCUGAAAACGAGGAGCUUCCCAAACCCCGAAUCAGUGACUCAGAAAGUGAGGACCCGCCAAGACAGCAAGCCAGCGACUCGGAAAAUGAAGAGCUUCCCAAACCCCGAAUAAGCGAUUCGGAAAGUGAGGAUCCCCCACGGCACCAAGCCAGUGACUCGGAAAAUGAGGAGCUUCCCAAACCCCGAAUAAGUGAUUCGGAGAGUGAGGACCCCCCAAGGAACCAGGCCAGUGAUUCUGAAAAUGAGGAGCUUCCCAAACCCCGAAUCAGUGACUCUGAGAGUGAGGAGCCUCAGAAGGGACCUGCCAGUGAUUCAGAAACUGAGGAUGCCUCCAGACACAAACAGAAACCAGAGUCUGAUGAGGACAGUGAUGGGGAGAAUAAGGGAGAGGAUACAGAAGUGCAGAAUGACUCCCUUCCUGCAGAUGCCCAUGUAGACAGGAAGCGCUUCAACAGUUCCGACAGUGAGGAGGAAGAACCUAAAAGGGCCAAAAUUGACAGUGAUGAGGAUGAAGAAAAAGAAGGGGAGGAGGAGAAAGUAGCAAAGCGAAAAGCAGCUGUGCUUUCUGAUAGUGAUGAUGAAGAGAAAGCAUCAGCAAAGAAGAGUCGUGUUGUCUCUGAUGCAGAUGACUCUGACAGUGAUGUUAUAUCGGACAAAUCGGGCAAAAGAGAGAAGAUGAUAGCAUCUGACAGUGACGAAGAAGCGGGGAAAGAGCUGUCUGAUAAGAAAAAUGAAGAGAAGGACCUGUUUGGGAGUGACAGUGAGUCAGGGAAUGACGAAGAAAAUCUUAUUGCAGACAUAUUUGGAGAAUCUGGUGAUGAGGAGGAGGAAGAAUUUACAGGUUUUAACCAAGAAGAUUUGGAAGAAGAAAAAAGUGAAACACAGGUAAAAGAAGCAGAAGAUUCAGAUUCUGAUGAUAACAUAAAGAGAGGAAAACACAUGGACUUUCUGUCAGACUUUGAGAUGAUGUUACAGCGGAAAAAGAGCAUGAGUGGCAAGCGCAGACGUAACCGUGAUGGUGGUACUUUUAUUAGUGAUGCUGACGAUGUUGUGAGUGCCAUGAUUGUCAAGAUGAAUGAAGCUGCUGAGGAAGACAGACAGUUGAAUAAUCAAAAAAAACCAGCACUGAAAAAAUUAACAUUAUUACCUACUGUGGUCAUGCACCUUAAGAAGCAGGACCUUAAAGAAACAUUUAUUGACAGUGGCGUGAUGUCCGCCAUCAAAGAAUGGCUCUCCCCUCUACCAGAUAGGAGUUUGCCAGCACUGAAGAUUCGAGAAGAGCUCCUGAGGAUUCUGCAAGAGCUACCUAGUGUGAGCCAGGAGACCCUGAAGCAUAGUGGGAUUGGACGAGCAGUGAUGUAUCUCUAUAAACACCCCAAGGAAUCAAGGUCCAACAAGGACAUGGCAGGGAAAUUAAUCAAUGAAUGGUCUCGGCCUAUAUUUGGUCUUACCUCAAACUACAAAGGAAUGACAAGAGAAGAAAGGGAGCAGAGAGACCUAGAACAGAUGCCCCAAAGGCGAAGAAUGAACAGCACUGGUGGUCAGACACCCCGAAGAGAUUUGGAAAAGGUGCUGACAGGAGAGGAAAAGGCUCUCAGACCUGGAGAUCCUGGAUUCUGCGCCCGGGCAAGGGUCCCCAUGCCCUCGAACAAGGACUAUGUUGUCAGGCCCAAGUGGAAUGUGGAAAUGGAAUCAUCCAGGCCUGGUAUUCUUAAAAAGGGCCUAAGCCGAUUGGAAAAGCAUAAGAGGAGAUUUGCAGAACAGAAACGACUCAGCAAAGUGCACCGUGCUGUCAAGUUCAGCAUUGAAGGCAACAGGAUGCCCCUGUAGGCCGGGCCCUGCCAGAGCGUUACCUGGGAGGUAUCCCCAAGGAAGCAUGCUCUGCAUGGGCUUGAGCAGCUAGAGUGGAAACAAGUGUGUGUGUGCUUUCCUAACCAGAAAAGGCCAGGACCUCUUUAGUUCUGAAAUAAUGACUGUGCCAGGCACCCAGUGACAUUCUAGUCGUCCUGAAUAUUUAGAAAUUGAUUUGAGGUUCCCUUCCUUUAUCAGUCAGAGAAGGCAAUGGCACCCCACUCCAGUACUCUUGCCUGGCAAAUCCCAUGGAUGGAGGAGCCUUGUAGGCUGCAGUCCAUGGGGUCGCUGAGUUGGACACGACUGAGCGACUUCACUUCACUUUCGUUUAUCAAUACCCCAGUACAUAAUUACCUCACUGAUAGAUAUUUUGGUCUUUCUGCCUGGUACCCUUUUUAUUAAAAAGGUUUUUGUCAGGGCCCAGAAUCAGAGUGGCUGGUCUGCCUUACAGGCAUAUAAGCUGGUUAGUAACAUCCAGGUGGAAGGGCGGUGGCUUCCUGUUGUCAGUGGCUCAGUAACCUGCCUUUGAGGGCUCAUUGCAUAAAUCCUGACACUGAAUACUGAGGAGAUAAAUUUAACUGAUAUACAGUUGGUCGAUGGCUGGAAAUGAAGACGACCUUGGGACAUUCACAAAGCCAGACCCGCUGACCUGCUGUGCUCCCGGGUUACCAGCAGCACUCUGCUGCAGUGAACAGUUGAGAGUCUAAGUGUGUGGUCUGCCCUCUGUGACCCCUACUUGGGCAGCUGUUUCCACAGACACACUCACUUUCCUGCAGGUUCACUUUGCUACUAUCAAGACCAAGCACACAGUCUUAUUUAUUGAGAAUAAAUAAAGGGUAGAAGAGCACUGGUUCUGUGCUUAGAAUUCCUUCAUCUCUGCUUCCUUCCCUAUUUUCUCCCCACUACCCCUCCUUUUGGUCACACUUUGUGGCUUGUGGGGUCUCAGUUCUCUGACCAGGAAUUGAACCUGGGCAGUGAAAACCUGUGGAGAAGGCAAUGGCAACCCACUCCAGUACUCUUGCCUGGAAAAUCACAUCGGCAGAGGAGCCUGGUGGGCUGCAGUCCAUGGGGUCACGAAGAGUCAGACACGACUGAGCGACUUCACUUUCACUCUUCACUUUAAUGCACUGGAGAAGGAAAUGGCAGCCCACUCCAGUAUUCUUGCCUGGAGAAUCCGAGGGACAGCGGAGCCUAGUGGGCUGCUGUCUAAGGGGUCGCACAGAGUCAGACAUGACUGAAGUGACUUAGCAGCAGCAGUGAAAACCUGAAGUCCUAACCAUAAGACCACCAGGGACGUCCCCUCCUUCCCUUUUCUCUUCUGUCUAUUUCUGUUUCCCUUGAUAUCCCUCCUUCCCCUCCCCACCACCCCUGUUUUUCUUUACCUUUACUAUUCUCACUGUCUGUUCCUUUCUUUUAUUCUUCUCUUUCAUACUAUAUUUUCUUCCCCAGCACACUUAUUUUAGAAAAUCAGGAUCUACAAUAGGGCAGAGAAAAAUGUAAUAAAAAAUCGUAGUGGCCAGUCUUUUUUGGAAGGGCAUGUGCCUGUCUGCUGGUGUUGAUAGUUUGGAUCCCACCCUCCCUGUAGGUGUUGGGGAGGUGCAAGAGGUGGCCCGGCCUUCUCCUAGACUGCGACAUGACCAGCAUGAGGAGAGGGAAGUUCAGAGUUCUCCUUUGUCCAACAUUCCCAAGAUCAAAAUGGACUGUUACUUAUCUUGGCCUGUCUGGCUUAUACAGCUCUGUCCGAAAAAUAAUAAUAAGGCAUGUUUUGGGAGGUGGUCUCGUAGCUAGCUCAGUUGUUAAAGGAUCUGCCUGGAAUGCAAGUGACCCGGGUUUGAUUCCUGGGUUGGGAAGAUCCCCUGGAGAAGGAAAUGGCAACCCACUUCAGUAUUCUUGCCUGGAGAAUCUCAUGGAUGGAGGAGCCUGGCAGGCUACUGUCCAUGAGGUUGCAAGAGUCGGACACAACUUAGCGACUAAACUACAAACCACCACAUCCCAUGUUACAUUUCACUAAUUGUCCUGACACUGUUUCCCUAUUAAGAUUCCUUACAUAUUCCCUCAAGACUCUCACACUGUACAGACACUAAUGAAUAUUACUGGAAAACAUGCUUCCUAAGAGAAAACUGGAGUGAAUUAAUGGCUUUCACAUGAAAUUCUUUUUGUUUUAAGUGUAAUUUUAUUUUUGAAAUUACAUGAGUAAAUAUACUGUAGAAUAAACCCCCUUCCCCAAAGUUCUAUUCUUCCUCCAUGUAAAGAAGCACUGUUAAUAAUUUUGAUGUAUUAAAUGUAUUUUCAGUAAUGUUUUAAACUUAGUUUUUCCUGCUUAUAAUUGUAGAAAAUUUUGAGAUUAUAAAAAGGAAAAUCACUCACCACUCAAAAGCAAUUUCACAAAAAUUUUGUCUUGUUUUCUAUUGAUAUUUUAAUAUACUUAAAAUUAUAUUUAUAUAAUUUUGAUCACUUCCUCACAUUAAACCACCUUAUAUAUUUAUCAUUUGUAAUGGCUGCAUAAAUCUAUCAUGUAAAAAUAUAUUAAUAAUUUGUUCAUUCUUCUAUGGUUUCUGAUUUUUCACUUCUAAAUCAAUAACCUGCACUACAUUGUAUGUUUAUAUGCUAAUUUAUUCCAUGGAAUGCUUUUAAAAUAACAUUUAAAUGACAAAGCAGUGCAUGUUUUUAUAUAAAUCUUUAAAUACAAAAAGCACAAAUAAACAGUGUCACUUGUAAUCCCACCACACCUUAUAUUAACAUUCUGGGUUAUUUCUUUAAUCCUUUAUAUAUGUGUGCAUAAACAUAUUAUUACUGGUUUGGGGUUUCUUUUGUUGUGGUGGUAGUGUUUUAACUUUUAAACAAAAUUGUGAUCAUUUUCUUUUAUACCUUUUUAGGUUUGUGUUUUACUUAACAUGGUAAAAAUUCAUUUGAGUAAACAUUCUUCAGUGACUAAAUAUUGUAUUAUAAUAUGAUUGUACCAUAUUUUUUAAAGCAAACCCAUCUUGCUAAUCUUUUAGGCUACUUUUGAUUUUUCACUGAUAAAGUGGUGCAGCAAUUCAGUUUUACUCUCCUAGGGUGUAGGGUUAAGAAAUCAAGAGAGAAGUUAUUGAAUUUGACAUGCCAGGUACUCAGUUUUGUGUGUUUUCAGACUUGGGGUAACCAGGCAUUUGCCAGCUACAGGUCUUAUUAUCUAUAACAAGGAGUAGAUCAGCGCAGCCUUGGCAUGUCCCAGUUGCUGAGGUUAGAGGGCUCAAAUUCUUACGGAAUGUGCUGGGAGUGGACAAGAAGUCCAGGCUGAUGUGUAGAGCUGCUGGGGGUUGGGCAGUGGGCAGAGAUCUGAGCAGAUAAGGCUUCCAGUGUGCACUGACUGCAUAUACUAAAAAUUGGGGCACAUUUUCUGAAAGGAAGUCAGAUACUUGGGACUGUCCAGAAAUCUGGGGUAUUGCAUAGGGCGAUAGUUCUUUCUCGUCUGAUAAUGAAUUUUUACACCCCCUCACAGGGCUAGUGCCAAAUACUAAAAUUGAUGUUAAUAUAAUAUUUGUAAUUGGGAUGUACAUAGAAAAUCUAGGAUGGAUAUCAAUGUAGCUCUUAUUCAAGAAUGAUAUAUUAGAGAUCCUUGCUUAUAUCUGAGGUAGAAGCUGAAUCUAAAGGUGAGAUAAGCCUAGGAGGGGUUCCCCAACUCAAAAGAACUUCACCACACUAGUACCAGCCCUAAAGUAUCUCCUAGUCUCUACCUUAUUUUAGCAUUCUUUGGAUUAAGCUUCACAGGCGAUUCAGUAGUAAAUUUCUGGGGAAAAGAACUAAAAGACCUCAUCUCUUUUUAACUACUCAGCAUUCAUGAAGAUUGGGAUUGCUGGCAUUACUGUAGCAAACAAGAGGUGUUUUGCCGUGAUCCAACAUAAAUGGCAGACCUUUUCAGCAUUUCUUAAAGGUGUCAACUUCUUGGAGACCACACUUUUUCGAGACCUAACAAUCUUUUCAAAAUACAGAAAAAGUUACCUAACAACAAAUCUUUAACCAUAAAAGGGCAAGUAGAAAGAGAAUGCAAGAAGUAGGAAGCCCCUUGGAUCAAGAGGCUUAAUUUACUUUUCUUUUUGUGUCAAACUGAUUGCAAAGUGGUAGUAAUAGUAGUCGUAGCUGAUGUUUAUUUUGAGCCCUGAUUGUGUGCUUGUAUUUGUUAUUAUUACCUGAGUCACUUCUCCCAGCAGUCCUGGAAGUCGUUCAGACAAGGGGCAUCAUUUGCACAGGGUUAUAGAACCCUGACUAUUUCUAAUCUGAAACUAGAGCUCCAGCAAGCACUUAGCAGUUCUGAUCUCAUUCGUUACGCUUAGGGUUUUUUGUCGAUGACUUUCCUUGCCUUAGAAGAUCAUAAUUUUUUACGCCAACACUGUUUGAACUUGUGUAUGUCAAAUGGUCACCUCCAUAUGUGGUCUUUGAAAGGGAAAAGCAUACAGUCAAAAUGUAAUCUGAUGAAUUAGUUUCAUUCCUCCCCCGUUUCUCUCUCCUAGCAAAUUUCUGUGGACUUAAGGCAAAACUUAAAAAUACGGCACAGAUAACAACAAAAUUAUUCUUCUCUGAGAGAGCUUAAGCAUUUCUGACACUGCUGUGUAUACUUGCUCUGUUGUUCCUGAGGUCACCAAAGCUUAUUCUGGUUAUUCCAGAGCUGGGAACUCUUCAGUCUGAUGACUUUCAGAUAAAAGAAGAUUAAAGACAAAACUAAAUGUAUGUAUGUAUCAGUAAUUUGCUGUUUAACUUUUACCCCACUCUUAGUUUCAGGGGACCUCCAAGAAG
Molecule: messenger RNA, 7439 nt
Organism: Dama dama (fallow deer)
Lineage: Eukaryota; Metazoa; Chordata; Mammalia; Artiodactyla; Cervidae
Gene: IWS1
Product: interacts with SUPT6H, CTD assembly factor 1
Exons: 14
Coding region: 105-2645 (846 amino acids)
Biological process (GO): poly(A)+ mRNA export from nucleus
Cellular component (GO): nucleus
Source: RefSeq, a predicted model, not a curated record